CCAGAAGUUCUAUAGUGCACGUCUCCUGGAGUUGCGUGAUUUGAUUGCAGCAGAGGAAGUCAAGUUCAAAACCAUCGUUGCAGAAAUUCAGGAUAUUCGGGCUGGAAAAUGGGACGAUAAAAUUCAUGCCAAGCUCUCCGGAACAGAAUUUGAGCCCGAGGCAGAAAACGACGCUGCACCUACACAGGGAACCAGAGGCCUCACAUCAGAUCCAGGAGCAAGAACGUGAACCUACCCCCAAGCCAGAAGAAGAAGAAGAAGAAGAAGAACCAGUCCCUACGCAGGAACCCGAGAACAUUGAACCUGAUCAAGCCCUUGAACCAGUUCUUGUGGAAACAGAAUCCCCUCGCCCGCCACAAACCGAGGAAUACGAGCCUGAGAAUGAAAAUAUUGAGCAGCCAAUCGAACCAGAUGAACCCGUAGCCUCAACCCACGAGGAGGAAACAGAACAGUCUGAAUGGGAGCACCAGCCCACGUCCCCAGACGAUGAGGCAAGUGAGAUAGAGGCAAUACUGACACCGGGCGCCCCAGAGGGGUCCAUUGAGGAAGAAGCUAACCAACAGUCUCCUGAACACGAGGAGGAACCACCUGUCCAUGAGGAAGAGAUACUCGAAAUCGAAGAGGAGGAAGCGUCCCCUGCAGAUGACACCGAGCACAUCCACAUCGAAGCAGAGCAAGAACCUACAUCCAUGGAAGUCGAUGCGGAACAGGACUUGUCUGUUUAUACCGAAACAAGUUCACAAGCCAAACGCAAGGUGGACGAAGUGGAAGUUGACGACGGUGAAGGCGCUGAAGAGCCCAACAAGAAACGUUUACGUGAGGAGAGCUCACCUCCUACACCAGGGGAGGAGGAACAAGUAACCACACCUCCCCGACGCGACACAACAAGCAGCGAGCAACGCCCCUCCACACCCCUUCAAUCCGGUCCAUCUGGCUCCACCGCCCAAUACACAAGCCCAGCUCAACCCAUUCCUCACAAGCGCUUUCAGGCUGUCAUAUACCUCCUACACUCUCAAAUCUCACAACACCGCAACGGUAACAUCUUCCACAAUCCUAUAAAACCGACCGAAGCGCCCGAUUACCAUGAUAUCAUCAAACGACCUAUGGACUUGAAGACCAUCAAAGCAAGAAUCAAAGAUGGAGUUAUCAGGACCUCGAGAGAUUUUCAGAGGGAUGUGUAUUUAAUGUUUGCCAAUGCGAUGAUGUAUAAUAGGCCAGGGAGUGACAUCGCGUUGAUGGCGGAGGAGAUGAUGCUUGAGAGCGAGAAUCAUAUCAAUUCCUUCCGGCAAACAGAAGGUUAUUUGCGCGUCCGCGCGUGAACGACUGUUAGGGGAAGUUGACAUGAAUAUAUGCUUUGCACUGGAGACUCAACGCUUCUCGCACGCUUUGCUCGAAUGUCAGAGAAACGAAACUGCCAUUGUUACAAGCGCUAAAU
Molecule: messenger RNA, 1435 nt
Organism: Suillus fuscotomentosus
Lineage: Eukaryota; Fungi; Basidiomycota; Agaricomycetes; Boletales; Suillaceae
Product: Bromodomain-containing protein
Exons: 6
Coding region: 126-1319 (397 amino acids)
Cellular component (GO): NuA4 histone acetyltransferase complex
Molecular function (GO): protein binding
Source: RefSeq, a predicted model, not a curated record